Messenger RNA from Chlamydomonas reinhardtii, 10668 nucleotides. RefSeq lists its product as uncharacterized. The record is from RefSeq and is a predicted model, not a curated record. Lineage: Eukaryota; Viridiplantae; Chlorophyta; Chlorophyceae; Chlamydomonadales; Chlamydomonadaceae. Bases 215 to 10615 code for a protein of 3466 amino acids. Gene Ontology annotation, molecular function: starch binding. Gene Ontology annotation, cellular component: membrane. The transcript has 44 exons.
CCAUGAGCAAAGUUGAAUCGCCCGAGCGUUACGCAUAGGCCUCACGCUACAGCAUUUGUUGAGAAUACUCGCUUGCCCACAGAUUGCUUGGAGUCACAUAACAGCAUGUACUCGGCGGGCACGGACAAGUCUGCGGGGUUGAUGGACUAGUUUUGUGCGCGGGCGCCCCAGCAGUGAUUCCUACCUCUUCGUGAUCUUUACUCGACACGCACGCAUGCAGCCAUCAGCUAGUUUAUGUCGCGCUGAGUGCGCGGCCGGCGCUGCGCCUUCAGCUGUCCCGGCGACUUCUUCCCUACGAGUGUCGCACGGAGCAGUGCGGGCGCGCGCGCAUCAGCAAAAAUGCCUUGGAGUGCUCGCAGGCGGGCCGGACUCGCAUGGUCUGCGAUCUGCGCCAGCCCCUGCUGGAAAAAGGCGACCGACAGUAUGCCGCGCUGGUGGUGAAGGCCUCCUCCACGAGGGCCCUGAGGCCGGGAAAGGCUUGGGCGGGGCUGGGAGCGCCUGCCCGACCGGCGCCAGCGGCGACGCUCGCCAAGUGAGCGCCAGUGCCGCCUCCCCCGCAUCCGUUGGUGCUGGCAGUGCCAAGGCCGGCACGAGGCCGUCCGGUGGUCCUGCUGGCCGGCCGGCGCAGCCGCCCAUCGUGGAGGUGGUGCUUGACGCCGAAGAUGCCGUGGCCCAGCCACCCACACCGUCCCCGGCUGCGGGCACCACGCGCGCCAAAGCCCCCGGCAGCAGCCCAGCUUCGAACGCCGCGGCCGCAGCCUCCUCCAAAGCUUCCAAGUCGGCAGCCGCCAAGCCGGGGGCGAAGGCCCCGGCCACGCCUGCGGCUGCGGCUGCGGCUCCGCCGCCGCCGCGCACCCGGGCCAAGCUGCGCUUCCUGGUUCCGUCGUUCGCGACUCAGCCGGGUCAGCACCUGGCGGUGGUGGGCCACUGCCCGGAGCUGGGGUUCUGGGACCUGAGCAAGGCGCUGGUGCUGGCCUGGGGCGAGGGCCACCGCUGGAGCGGCGAGGUGGAGGUGGACUACAAGGGCGCACAGAACACCGAGUUCAAGGUGAUAAUGGUGGACAGCCGCUCCAACACGGUGCUGUGGGAGCCCGGCACAAACCGCAUCCUCAAGACCCAGUCCGACGCGGAGGCCGCCGGGGCGGGCGACCUGCCGCAGCUGCUGCACUGCGACUGGGGCAACGAGACCAGCCACCAGGCGCCCCCGGCAGCGGCCGCAGCAGCCGCCGGGGCCGCGGCCCUGGGCGAGGGCGUGCUGCGGGCACGUGUGCAGAUUGUGGUGCCGCUGUAUGUGGGCGGGCCGGGGCAGCGGCUGGUGCUGGUGGGCAGCGGGCCGGGGCUGGGCAACUGGGACGUGUCGCGCGGCGUGCAGCUGAGCAGCUCGGCCGGCCACAUCUGGCGCGGCGAGGUGGAGCUGCCGCUGGGCGUCAUGCUGGAGGGCAAGCUGGUGGUGGUGGGCCCCAACGGCGAGCAGCGCUGGGAGGCUGGGCCCAACCGCACCCUCAGCCUGGCGGUGCCUCCGCCGGAGGACAUCCUGCCGCCGCCGGAGGACGCGCCCGAGGGCACCAAGCCCACCGAGGUGUCGGGCCACUACGUGGUGCUGGCGCACUGGGGCAUCACCGGCUGCUCGCAGGCGCUGUACCGGCCCGCGGUGGACUCGGACGCAGCCAAGGGCGGCCCUCUGUCCGACGGCCAGGUGUUGUCGCUGGUGCACUUCACGGUGCCGCAGUACGUGACGGUGCCGGGGCAGCACCUGGUGCUGGUGGGCAGCGUGCCGGCGCUGGGCGGCUGGAACCCCACCAGCGGCGUGCAGCUCAAGUGGGAGCCGGGGCACAGCUGGAGCGCGGAGCUGCUGCUGGGGCCGGGGCAGGACAUAGAGGCCAAGGUGGUGUACUACGACAACGGCCGCUACAGCUGGGAGCCGGGCCCCAACCGCUCGCUCAAGCUGAGCGAGGUGCUGCGCGACGCCACGCCGGGGUCGGAGCCGCUGUUCACCUGCUACUGGGGCCACACGCCCACCACACCGGUGGUGGUGGUGCCCAAGCGCCACCCGCGCGACCUGCCCGCCGACCUGGAGCUGGUGGAGGGCGAGGUGCUGGACCCGGUGGGAGGCAGGCAGCAGCAGCGCCCGCCGCCGCCGCGGCUGCAGGACGUCGUGUUCGGGGAGGGCAGAGGCCCCACGCCCGAGAGCGACGCGAUGCUGCGCUUCCUGGUGUUCAUGAUGUCCACCUUCAUCACCGCCAAGCCGCCGCCGGGCGCCGCCGCCGGAGCCGCUGCCGCCGGAGCCGCCGCCGCUGCCAGCGCCGCCGCCGCCACUGCCGCCGCCGCCGCCUCCUCCUCCUCCGACGCGGUGGUGGACGCCUCGGUGGCUGCGGCGGCCUACGAGGCCCAGCUGGAGUCCAUGCGGCAGGCGCUGCGGGCGUCGAAGUUCCGCAACACCAAGCUGAGCUGGGAGCUGAGCGAGACGCGGCGGAAGUAUGAGUCCAGGCUGGAGGAGCUGGCUCGGACGACUCGGGACUCGGAGGUGGCGGCGGUGUUGGCGGCGGCCUCCAGCGCGCUCAGCAGUGGCGCCCUAUCCGGCGCGGAGGUGGACGUGGGCUCCUCCGUGGAUGACGUGGCGGCCGCAGCGGCAGCCGCGGCCUCGGAGAUGGGACCGCAGGCUCUGUCUGCGGCUGUGUCGGCGCUGGCGGGCGCCGUGCCGGCGCUGGAGCUGCAGCAGCUGCGCGACAUGCUCAAGGCCCACGACGAGGCCAACGUGGCGUUUGAGGCGCGCGCGCGGCAGCAGGCCAACAAGGGCGCGGCGCCCUCCGCAAGGGCCAGGCAGGAGUUGGUUGCUGUCGAGAUGGCCCUGGUGGAGGCGCGUGACGCCCUGCGCAGCCGCCUGAAGGACAUCGCCGCCGGAUCCCUGGGCGGCCCAGCCGCGGCGGCGGUGCGCUACGCCGCCGCCACCGCAGCCAUGGAGGCCGCCGCGGUCGCUGCCUCUGUGGCGGCUGCUGGGGCCGGUGUGGACGGGGCGGUGCCGCCGGCGGUUGCCGCGGCGGCCGCGGCGCUGGCGGCGGGCGCUGGCGGCUCCGCCGCGGCCUCGGCUGCUGCCGAGGUUGACUCGCUCAAGGCCCAGCUCAAGCAGUUGCUGUCACAGCGCAGCCAGCAAAUGGAGUCAGCACGGCAGCAGAACAGGGAGGCAGAGGAGCGCAACGCUGCGCGCAUCUCCGCGCUGGAGUUGGAGCUGCUGCAGCUGCAGCAGCAGUCGCUGGCCGCCACCAUCACGGCCGCGGACGCAUCGGCCGCGGUGGAGGAGGCCAACGCUGCCGCUGACAGCAUGAUGGCAAGCCUCCGCCAGGCCCUCAUCUCUGCGGAGAAUGGCCGCGCUGUUGCCGCGUCAGCCGCCGAGACGCUGCGUGCCGCCUUCGACGUGCGCGAGGCGGAGCUGCAGGCGCAGUUGGAGUCGGAGCGCGGCCGCUUCCAAAUGGCGCUGGAGCAGGCCAAGGCGGCGGGCGCCGCGGCCACCGCGGCGGCGAUGGAGGAGAGCACUGCGCAGCUGCGGGCUGAGUUCUACGUGCGCGAGGCGGAGCUGGUCCGCUCGCUGGAGGAGGCACGGGAGCGCUACAAGGCCGAAGCUGCAGCGGCUGCGGCUGAGGUGGCGGCGCGCGAGGCCGAGGUGGCGGCGCGGCACAGCGCCGAGCUGACGCGGCUGCGUGAGGAGAGGGAGGCGGCGCUGGCGGCGGCGCGGGCCGAGGCGGAGCAGCAGCGCGCGGACGGCGACACCUGGGCUGCUUCGCUCCGGGCGGCGGCGGCGGCUCGUGAGGAAGAGGUGCAGGCCAAACUCCAGGCUGCCCAGGCGCGCUAUGACAAGCUGGUAGCCGCCGCUGCCGCGGAGCGCUCGGCGGCCCGCGCCGCCGCGGACAAGGCGGCCGCGGAGCUGACGUCGCGUCUGGCGGCCAGCGACGCGGCCGCUGCGGAGCUGGGCUCGGCGCUGCAGGAGGCGCGCGGCGAGGUGGCGAAGACGCGGGCAGAGCUGGCGCAGGCGCGCAGCUCCGGCUUCACCAUCGCCCGCAAUUAUGAGGAGCUGGCCUGGCAGCUGAGUGCGGCGCUGUCCGAGGCGGCCAACGCCAACGAGUUCCGUGCCCUGGAGGGGGCCGCGGCCUCAGAGGCCGAGACGGCGCUCAAGGCCGAGAUCGCGGCGCUCAUGUCGCGGGCCUCGCAGCUGGAGGCGCAGCUGGCGGCCGCCACCCGCCAGUACGAGGCAGACCUGCUGGCGGCGGAGCAGGUGGCGGUGGCGGCGCGUGAGGCGGCGCUGGCGGCUGCCCAGUCCCAGUUCGAGGCGGCCAGCAGCGCCAUGAGGGCGGCGCAUGCGGAGCAAGUGGCGGCGGCCGAGGCGCGGCUGGCGGAGAUGGAGGGGGCGCUGCAGGCUGCGGAGCAGAAGGCGAAGGAGACGGAGGCUGCCGCGGCGGCAAGCCUGGAGUCGACGCAGCAGGUAAUGCUGCAGCAGCUGGAGGCGGCGCGGUCGGAGGCUGCGACGCGGCUGGAGGCGGCACGUGAGGAGAUGGACGGCCGGCGCCGUGAGCUGGAGGCGGCUGUGGCCGCGGCUGCUGCCGAGCUGGCGGACACCAAGCAGCAGUACGAGGCGAGGCUACUGGAGCAGCAGACGCGCCUGAUGGAGGAGCUCGCCGCCCGCCGGGAGGACCUCAAGUCCGCAGCGGCCGCGGCGUCCAGGAUGCGCAUGGAGCGAGAUGCCCUGGCCGCACAGCGGCUGGCGGACCUGCGCACCGAGCUGGAGGCCGCAGCCGCCGCCCGCGAGCAGGCUCUGCAGCGGCGCCAGCAGGCGGACAUGCAGCGCGCCGCCACCGCCUAUGCCGAGGUGGCGGCGCAGCUGGUGGACAUGCAGCUGUCGGCGGCGGCGGCGCAGGAGGCCUCGCAGGAGGAGAAGGAGGCGCGCAUGGAGGAGGUGCGGAAGGCGCGGGCGGCGUACGAGGAGAUGGCGGCGCGGCAGCAGGCUAUCGCCGAGGACCAGCUGCGUGCCGAGCUGGACGCGCUGUCCGCCAGCCACGCCGCCGAGCUGUCGCAGCUCGAGGCCCUGCACGCGGAGCAGCUGGCGGAGCGCGCCGCGGCGCUGGAGGAGGUGGCGUCGGUGCUGGGAGGCGAGGUGGAGGCGCUGCGCGGAGAGCUGGCCAGCCGCCAGGAGAUGUACACGGCUCUGGCUCGCGACCAGGCGGACUUGGCCGCCUCCGCCGCCGCCGCGCAGAAGGCGGUGGCGGAGCUGGAGGCGCAGCUGGCCGCCGCCAACGGCCGCCACGCGGCGGAGCUGGAGCAGCUAAGGACUCAGCAGUCCGCGCUGCUGUCCAACGACCUGGCCUCUGCCCGUAUGGAGGUGGAGCAGGCGGCGGCCGCCACCGUGGCAGCGGUAAAAGCCGAGCAGCAGGCGCAGGUCGCGGCGCUCACGCAGCAGGUGCAGGAGGCCCGCGCCGCGCUGGCGCAGCAGCAGGAGGCGGCGGCGGCGCAGCAGGUGGCGCUGGAGGCGGCGGCGGUGAAGCAGCGCACGGUAGAGGAGCUGUUGGCGGUGGCGGUGGCGGACCAGGCGGCGGCGCGGGCGGACUACGAGCGCCAAUUGGAGGCGGCGGCGGUGGAGCUGGCCCGCACGCGGCAGCAGUACGAGACACGCCUGGUGGAGCAGCAGAUGCGCAUCCUGACGGAGGUGGCUGAGAAGCGCGAGGCGCUGGAGGCGCAGGCCGAGGCCCUGGCAGAGGAGCAGCUGGCGGGCGCCCUCCGCCUGCAGGAGCAGCUGGGCGAGGCCCUGGCGGCGCACCGGGCGCAGGUGACGUCCCUGACACUCGAGCACACGCGGCAGGUGGCGGCGCAGGAGGCCAGCUUCCAGGCGCAGCUGGCGGACCUGGCGACUAAGCUGGGCGAGGCGCAGCACGAGGCCGAGGAGGCGGCCACCCGCCAGCAGGAGGCGGCGCUGGCGGCGGCGGAGGCGCAGCGCAGGCUGCAGGAGGAGGCCGCGGCGCAGCUGCAGCAGGCGUCCGCGGCAGCUGCCACUGCCGCCCUGAAGUACAACCAAGAGCUUGAUGCCAUCAAGUCGUCGCUGCAGACACAGGUUGACGACGCACGUGCGCUGCAGUCGGCUGCCGCCGCGGAGGCUGCAGCCAUCCGCAGCCAGGCCGAGGCGGCGGCGCUCGAGGCGGCGGCGGACGCGAUGGCGCUCCAGUCGGUCGCAACUGCGGCGGAGGCGGCAGCGGCGGCCGCAGCUGCUGAUGCUGCAGCGUCCGCCGCCCAGGUGCAGGACCUGCAGCAGCAGCUGGGGGCUGCACAGGCGGCGGCGGCGGCGCAGCUGGCUGAGGCGCAGGCGCGCAGCGAGGCGGCCCUGGCAGCGCUGAAGGAGGCGCAGGCGCGGGAGCUGCAGGCGCUAUCGGCGCAGCUGCAGUCUGCCCAGCAGGCGGCGGCGGAGGCGCAGAAGGCCGCAGCGGAGGCAGCUGCGCGCGAGCAGCAGGCCCUGACGGAUGGAAGCGCCAAGACGGAGGCUUUGGCCGGCGAGGUGGACGCCGUGCGCGCCGCCCUGACCGCGCAGCUGACGGACGCGCAGUCGCAACAGCAGGCGGCAGAGGCAGAGGCCGCCGCGACCAAGGCGCAGGCGCAGCAGCUGCAGCAGGCGCUGGCGGCGGCGCAGGCGGCGGCGGCGGCUGACCUGGCGGCGGCUGUGGCGCGCAGUCAGCAGGAGGUGGCGGCGCUGAAGGAGGCGCAAGGGCUGGAGUUGCAGGCUCUGACGGCGCAGCUGGUUGUCGCAAAGAAGGCGGCGGAUGAGGCGGCCGCCCGGGAGAAGAAGGUUCGCGAGGAGGCAGCGGCCAAGGAGGCGGUGCUGCAGUCCCAGCUCGAGGCCACCCGCGCCGAGGCCGGCGCCGCCCGCGCCGCCCUGGCGGCCCAGCUUGCCGAGCUGCAGGUGCAGAAGGAUGCGGCCGCUGCGGGCAUGGAGGCCACCAAGGCCCAGGUGAUCGACCUGCAGGGCCUGCUGACGGCGGCGCAGGCGGCGGCGCAGGCGGUGCUUGGCGACGCGGAGAAACGGGGCAAGCAGGAGGCGGCGGCGCUGAGGGAGGCGCACGCCAAAGAGCUGCAGGCCCUCACUGCGCAGCUGCAGGCGUCGCAGCAGGCGGCGGCGGAGGCACAGAAGGCUGCUGCCGACGGCGCCACCCGGGAGCAGGCCCUUUCUGGUGAGGUGGAAUCGGCGCGCGCCGCGCUGACCUCCCAGAUUGCCGACACCAAGGCGCAGCAGGCUGCCGCGGGGGCGGAGGUGGCGGCAGCGCGUGCCCAGGCGGAGGCUUUGCAGCGCCGCUACGAGGAGGAGCAGGCGGCGGCGGCGGCGCAGCUGGCGGAGGCGCAGGCGCGCAGCGAGGCGGCGCUGGCGGCGCUGAAGGAGGCGCAGGCGCGGGAGCUGCAGGCGCUGUCCUCGGAGCUGGCCGCGGCAAGGAAGGAGGCGGAGGAGACGGCGGCACGCGAGAAGCAGGCGCUUGCCGACAGCGAAGCCAAGGCUGCAGCUGCGGCCAAGGAGGCGGCAGCUCUUCGCGCGCAGGUCCAGGCGGCCGAGGCGACCGCCGCUGCGGCCGCUGCCGAGGUGGCGACACUGAAGGGCGUGACUGAGGAGCUGAAGAGCCUCAUGGCAGAGGCGGAGAAGAGCUUCAAAUCCGAGCUGACGGCGACGGCUAGCCGCGGCGAGGCGGCGGUGGCGGCACUGAAGCAGCAGCACGCCGAGGAGCUGCAGGGUCUGAACGCGCAGCUGCAGGCGGCGCUGCAGGAGGCGGUGGAGGCUGCUCAGCGCGAGCAGAAGGCGCGCGCCGAGAGCGAGGCCGCCGCAGCUGCCACCGCGGCGGCGCAGCAGCUCACCGCGGACGACCUGGGUCAGCAGCUGCAGCAGGCCACCGCUCUGGCGGCCGCCAGCGCGCUUAUGCACCAACAGGAGAUCGAGAACCUCCGCGGCGCGGCGCAGCAGCAGGUGGCCGCGGCCGCGGCGGAUGCGGCAGAUGCGCGUGCGCAGGCGGCUGCCGCAGCCGCUGAGGCGGCAUCGAGCCGCGCAGCCGCGGAGGAGCUGCAGCGGCGCGCGGACGAGUUGGCUGAGCGCUACAAGGCAGAGCUGGAUGCGGCGGCGGGCCGGCAGUCGGCGGAGCUUGCAGAACUGAGGGAGGCGCAGGCCAAGGAGCUGCAGGCCAUGCGUGCGGCCGCCGCGGAGGCGCUGGCGAAGGCGGAGGUCGCUGUCGAGGAGGCGGAGGCCCGGCACCAGCAGGAGCUGCAGGCGGCGCAGGCCGCCGCCGCCGCCGCCGUGGCGGACCUGGAGGCUCGCCUGGCGGACAGCCGCCGCUUCGGCGAGGAGGCCUCCCGCGCCGUGGCCGAGUGGCGCGUGAAGGCGGACGAGGCAAACGCCGCGGCCGUUGCGUCCCGCCGCAAAAUGGAGGAGGCGCAGCGGCAGGCGGCGGAGGCGCAGCGGCAGCUGAGCGACGCCGCCAAGUCCACGGGCGACGUCAGCAUGUUGGCGGAGGCGCGCGCCGCGGCGGUGGCGGAGGCGCAGGCCGCGGAGGCGGAGGCCAAGCGGCUGGCGGAGGAGCGGUCGGCGGUGGCGGCCGAGCUGCAGGGCAAGCUGGAAGCGGCGCUGGGCGAGCUGUCGGGCUUGGCGGCGGUCAUGGGCGCCACACAGGCGACGCACGAGGCGGAGAUGAGGGCGGCGGAGGCUCGUGCCAUGCAGCAGUCCCAGGCACUCCUGGAGGAGCUGCAGGGCGCGUGGGCGUCCAAACAGGCGGCGGUUGCUGAGCUGGAGGAGCAGCUCAACACCAGCCGCCAGUCGGAGGCAGCCGCCAAGGCUGCAGCUGAGGCACUGCAGCGCCAGGCGGCGGCGGCCCAGGAGGCGCUGUCGGCGGCCGAGGCGCGCGCCGCUGCGCUGCAGAAGCAGCUGCAAGAUGAGAAGGCGGCGGCGGUGGCGGCGCAGGAGGCCGCAGCGCGUCAGCAGCAGGCGGCCGUGGCCAAGCGCGAGGCUGACCUCAAGUUCGCGCACGCCAAGGAAGUGGCACUGUUGCAGACGCAGCUCACGGACCUGCGCACACAGCACGCAGCACAGCUGGCGCUGCGUGACGCCGAGCUGGAGACCGCGCGCGCCGAGGCGGCAGCGGCGCUGGCGGAGCAGGCGGCGGCGCUGCGGGCCGAGUACGAGCAGCAGCUGGAGGCGGCACGUGCGGAGGCGGAGGCGCAGCGGCUGCAAGAGCUGGCGGCGCUGCGGGCGCAGCACGAGCGCGAGAUGGACGAGCUUCGCCGUGGCUUGGAGACUCAGCUGGAGGACCGUCAGCGCGCCCUGCAGCAGGCGCUGGGCCUGGUGGCGGCGCUGCAGCUGCAGGUGCAGGAGCUGCUGCGCCAGCAGCAGCAGCAGGGCGGCGCCGCCGACCCCAAGGCGGCAGCAGAUGCCGCAGCCGCCGUUGCCGCCGCGUCGGCGGCGCUCGCCGCCGGUGUGCUUCCGCCGACCGGUGCUACUGGCGGCACCGUUGUGGCGAACAAUGUCGUGCCCAGCAUGGGCAUCAGCGCUGCUGGCGGCCCCGGCGGCCCCAGCGGCCCUGGCGGUGCUGCAGGUCGUGCGGAUGGUCCGGCCGGCGGCUCGGUUGACGGCAGCUGGGGUGGUGGCUCGGGCACCCGCGGCAUGCCCGGCGCACCGCCGCCCGGAGGCGGUCAGGUGGUUGGCGCUGGCGGCGGUGGCGUUGCCGUUGCCGGCACCGCGCCCGCCCCCACAGCUACGCCUGCUGGCUCGGCCACGCCCGGCAAGCAGCCCACUGCCCCCGCACCGGCACCCACCGUGCCCUCCACUGGCGUCAGCCGUACCGGCUCUGGCUCGGGCAACCUGGUCACUGCCUCCGCCGCUGCUGCCGCUGCCAAGCCCGCACCGCCGGCGCCGGCCCAGUCGCCACCGCAGCCGGCCGACAAGAAGGGCAGCGGCGGCGGCCUGCUCGGCGGCAUAUUUGGCAUCUUCGGCGGCAAGAAGCAGCCGCCGGCGCAGCCGGGUGCGACGCCUGCGGCCGCUGCUCCCGCGGCCGCCGCCGCGCCAGCGGCGGCGCCGCCGCCGGUGAAGCCGCCCAGUUCGGCCCUUGACGCGCCGCGGUCCAUGCCGCUGAGCGAGGUGGGCGACGGCGACUCCGACAACACCUCCCUCAUGGCGGCGGCGCUGUACAAGGAGAUGCUGACGCGGCGCCGGCGCAACAGCCCCACCAGCAGCGCCACCGCCAGCCAGGAGCAGGAGGAAGAGGAGGAACGCGCAGCGACGCGCGCGGCGGCCGCACUGGUGCCCGCACCGGCGCCCGGCAGCACGGCUGGCAGCAAGUGGCGCGGUGCGCCCCGGCCGGUGGUGGACAAUGCCAAGAAGCUGGGGUCGCGGCAAGCGCUGGCGCCUGGCGAGAGCGUGCCGUCGGCCCAGGCGGUGUACGCGUGGGCGGCGGUGGUGUCGUCGCUGCCGCUGGCGCUGGUGCAGCGGAGCAUGGAUGAGAUGAAUGACGCAGCGGCCAGGUCGAAGUCGGCGCAGGCCGCGCAGGCGGCCAUGCAGGCGCAGGCGGGCGGCAAGGCGGCUGCCGCCUCGACUCGUGGAAAGGAUUCCACUUGAGGUGAUACGUCGCCGCCACAGUGAGCACGUGCGGCGCGCGAGAGAGGUAUUGG